AUGUCAUACAACUCGUUCUCAUAUCGCCGACGGGUCACACAAGCAUGCGUCAACUGCCGUAUGCGCAAAACGCGUUGCGAUGCCGCUGAGCCCAAAUGCGGGCUUUGCACCACGCAGAACGUCGAUUGUGUGUAUCGCGAUGCAAGACAACCAAAAAUCGAUUAUAACACGCAAGUUCUCCUAGAACGAAUGCAGCUCCUUGAAGAUCGCAUUCUUUCCAACUCAUCUUCGACAGCUCGACAGAACCCUGGGGAAUCUCGGGGUUUGGGUACAGAACAGCCGGCUUUGGUCGAGCAAGUCGAACGACAGUCAGACACCUUGCAUGUAGGAAAUACCGUGCCGCAAGAACCUGUGUUUGAAGUUCAGAUACCUUUAUCACAUACAGCAAACGCCAAUCAUGUCUUCUCAUGGCGUCUCGUACAGGAGCUUCUAUCAGAGACGAGCAAAGACGGCCAUGACAUCCAAGCCCACUGUGAUGCAACAGAUGUCUUUUUCCAUCAUCGUCCGAACAAUUCUCACCCUUCAACAAGAUCACACCCCCCUAGCUCAUGGAAUCUUUUUGACAGGAUCACAGAAUCAUUUCACAAUUCGGUAGAUGACACGGUAUUGCGGCUUUGUGGCCUAAUUCACCUUUACUUUACAGACGUCAACAUUUUCUUUCCGCUCUUAUUGAAAAGCGAUAUGAUCGAGAUUUUCGAGGCUGUGAUAGGAAGAGAGGCCUACGGCGAUGAACGGAUCAGCGUUGUUGAGAUGCCUCAGUACGGGCUGCUUCUCGUCGUUCUUUGCCUCGCUCUACUAAGUUCUAGUGGCCGAUCGAAUAUUCGGCUGGAUGGGAAAGGUGAAGAUCGUCGACCUUCAUCAAAUUCCGACGACACUGUCGAAGCACAAACCCGACUCAUGUACCAUCUGUGGGACAAAGUGAGACUUGUGUUGGGAUACAUCUCCACUGACAUGUCAAUCGCCGCUGCGCAAAGCAGCAUGCUAGCAAGCAUAUUCAUGGGCGCAUGCGGUCAAGUAGCUGAAGCCUUUCACUGGGCACAUGCAACUGCUGUCAAGUGUGAGAGUAUGGCUCGAUCGUACGCAAAGAACGAACCCAUCCCGGACUCAUUUCGGCGGUUGUACUGGAUCUCCUUCAUCUAUGAAUGUGAUUUCAUAUCCGAAAUAUCAGUUAUCUCGCCCUCUGGUAUAGCAAGAUCCGAAAACAAAAUCCCAUAUCCAGCUUUCACAACACAGAAUUAUGCUGUCUCACCUUCAGCACCAGAAUCGUCCGAAAUGAAUUCAACAAGAAGUCAGGAAGAACUGGUGGCUUUCCAGAUAACGACAAACUCGGCCAUCAGACGCUUCCUAAAUACAGUCAACAGCGUAGUCUAUGACGAUAAGGAACAGUUCAGGACAAGACAAUCGAAUUACGCGUGUUGGCUUCUCAGGAUCUCGGAAGAUCUAUGGUCACAUCAUUCGGCCAUUUAUCGAAAUCUGCCCGAGUUUCUUCUAACCAAUUCCUCACAAGACGUUUCUAUGGCAGGAACUGAUACGGAGUCUCCUGCAAGUCUUCAAUCACCAACUGCGCGUAUUCGAGAUCUACCGACUGGAAAUAACUCGUGGAACAUCCUGCGACUGAAGGGAAGAUAUUACGCAGGACAGUAUAUCAUUCACCGACCAUUUAUCGAGUUCAUCGUUCUUAACAUCGAUAAUUUCGAGACACAUCCUUCCAAAGAUGCCGUCCUAAAGAAAUCCAAGUCUUGCUUGGAUGGAUGCGUGGGCUUCAUAAAAGUAUUCGAUGUGGAAACAGUCAAUGCUUUAACCUGUUUAUUUCCAACGGGCAUGGUAACAUUUACCAUGACCAUUAUCUUGAUGAUAUCGACGAUAAUCCCAGUUCUACAUGGGCUUCUACCUAUAGACGUGGAAGAAGUCAUUGAGACCGGAAAGAGGAACCUCUUGCGAUUCAGCCAAAGCGUGACACAAUUCGAGUGGCACAUUCAAGUGCUGGAAAACCUCGACAGAGCGAGACGAGCUAGAAUAGCGAGACGUGGCAUAUGA
Messenger RNA from Fusarium graminearum PH-1, 2037 nucleotides. RefSeq lists its product as uncharacterized. Gene Ontology annotation, biological process: regulation of DNA-templated transcription. The record is from RefSeq and is a predicted model, not a curated record. NCBI's taxonomy places the organism in Eukaryota, Fungi, Ascomycota, Sordariomycetes, Hypocreales, Nectriaceae. The transcript has 3 exons. Gene Ontology annotation, molecular function: DNA-binding transcription factor activity, RNA polymerase II-specific; zinc ion binding. The coding region runs from base 1 to 2037 and encodes 678 amino acids.